CCGUCCCGGGCAGCCAGCGCCAGUCGGAGCCAGCGCGAGCCGCCGCCGCCGCCGCUGCCAUCACUGUCGCUGCCAAGUCCUCCGCCCGCUUCCCCCGCCAUGUCGGCUACCGCUGCCACCGCCCCCCCUGCCGCUCCGGCUGGGGAGGGAGGUCCCCCUGCACCCCCUCCAAACCUCACCAGUAACAGGAGGCUGCAGCAGACCCAGGCCCAAGUGGAUGAGGUGGUGGAUAUCAUGAGGGUGAACGUGGACAAGGUCCUGGAACGGGACCAGAAGCUGUCGGAGCUGGAUGACCGUGCGGAUGCACUCCAGGCGGGGGCCUCCCAAUUUGAAACAAGUGCAGCCAAGCUCAAGCGCAAAUACUGGUGGAAAAACCUCAAGAUGAUGAUCAUCUUAGGAGUGAUUUGCGCCAUCAUCCUCAUCAUCAUCAUCGUUUACUUCAGCUCUUAAAUCCCUGAGGAGCCUGCCCUGCCCAGAGAAGGGCCUCUCCCCCAUCCCCAGCCGCUCCUCCACCUCUCAGCCAUAUCUUCCAGCCCCCCUCCCGUGGAUCCGUGUGUGUGUGUCCCCGUGUGUGUGCCCCCCCUGUAAAUAGCCAGCUGUUAUUUAUACAUAUAUAAUAUUAUAUAUAUUUGGUCUGUUUGUAGUUUUAUUACUAGAAGAUUUUUCCGGUUGUCCUUAACACCCCUUCCUGAAAUUCCCAUCACCUCCUUUCUCUUUUCCUCCUCCCCUUUCCCUCUUUCCCUGACCAGUCCCAAGUUCCUUCAUUUGCAUCUGCUAUGCAAUAGUCCCUCUUCCUCUCCUUCCCUUGGAUUUAACUGAUCCUUCCUCUCACCCUGACCUUCCCCAUGCCCUUGUCCCUCCCCUUCUACAAAAAACAAAAAGCAACUGUCCAGGCUUCCCUAGGUGCAUCUUCUUUGCAUCACUGGGAGGCUCUGAGACUCACCCCACUUGGUCCUAAGAAUCCCAAGUUCUUCUGGGAGCUUCCAGCAUGUUAAUUAGCAUUCAUUUGCAUUUUGACAUCUCUUGAUUUCUUUCUUUUUUAUUCCAUCACUCUUCAUUUUUGGACUCAUGUUUCUUUUUUACUUAAGAGUUACUAUCCAUUGGUCCUUGUAUCACACUUUCAUUUGCAUGACAUUACUUGCAGGUGGUGGGGAGCCUGGGCUUUUGGGGAGUCAGGCUGUUCUGGCCCCCAGAAACUCCCCCUCCUACCUUCUCUAGUCCAGUUUGCCUCCCCUACCCCCAUUUUCCAAACCUAUUGUCCUCUCCUCUUCCUCCCCCCCAGCUGGUGUGUAAGUGUCUUGGAGUUCAGUGUGUUAUGAUGGACCAAUAAUUCUGCCACUUGGAGUCUCCCCACAUUCCAGCUCCCCAGUUUUCAUGUGGGGCACUCAACUGACAUUCCCAUGGGGUCUCCCUCCCUCCCAUCUGCCUGAUCUGCCUCCGCCUCCUCCCACCAGGAGAGUUGGGGGUUGGCCACAAUCUGAUCUCUUGGGAGAGGUGGCUACCAGUGUGUGGGGGGUCAUCACUGCCUUGGGGAGGAAUGGGGCAGGGCAGAGAAUCCCCCCAAUUCCUGCCUGAAAUCUCCUCUGGCCCCACCCCUGCUGGGAAUUGAACUGAAAAUCCUCCUCCCCAAUUUGGGGGGUGUUGCCCCCAUCACUGCCCAGCUCCUCUGACUGCCCCCCUGAAUUCAGGGUGGGGGUACUAGUCACUGCCAAUGUGUGUAUGGGACUUGCUGGAAGAUGGGGAUUCUUGCCCCUCUCCAGGGCGGCUAAGCUGUCUCCUUAGGUGAAGUGAUAGAGGAAGGGUAUGUAUUUUUCGAUGGCACAAUUUUAGGGGUCUGAGGGUGCAAUCCCUUAACCUGCCACUGGAGGGGAUCCCCCAAAUUUCUUCCCCCCACACUCAAGGUUUCUGUGUGGAGGGGGAGCAGGGAGAUCUAAGCUGUAGUGUGAAAGGGUAGGGAGAGAUGCUGGGGGUGGGGGUGCUGUGUUCUAGACCCCCCAUUUUAUCCCAGUGUCCCCUGCCCCCCCUUCCCUCACCCCAUGCCCCCAAUUCUGUGGCGCAUCCAGAUUGUGAAAAUGUACAAUAAAUGUGUAAUGAGUAAUAAAGGUGGUGUCUCUUCUUAAGCAGUGGGGAGGGUAUUGAAUUUGCAAGUGUAACUGAAAGGUUGAGAAGAUACAUUGGGAAGGGCCUGCACUUUGCAGGAGGACCUGACCUUGGGCAUGGCAAAGUGUGAUUCCCAAAGUGGCCACAAUGGGGCAGCAGGAGUUUAUAAUGGGAAAUGUUGGCCAUCCUUGUGUCUCAGCCAGAUGAACCUAAUGUCUGGACUUCCCCAGCUUUUCCCUCUCCUUUGGGGCCAUGCUUCUGUUGUUUUAUUCCUUUCUACCCCUAGACUUAGUUCCUAGAUGCUCUGCAGCUGCUCCCGUGAUCAUUUAAUCCCAUCCUGAAGUAGAUGACCAGUUUGUGUGAACUAUCUCUUCCCAGUUGUGGCUAGCACAGCGCCAAAGUCCAGAAAAAUAUAUCACUGAAAGAAUCAACUCUGGGGAGAUACAGCUGAGUAGUGUGGAACUGACUAGAGAUGGCCUGGUAUCCAGGCAUUCUGCACUCUGUGAUGUCUAACAGGUGACUCUAGACCCUAUGCUGAACUCCCUUAACCUCCGGGUCCCAUGGUGCUCCUACCUGCACCCUAGCAUUCUGGUCCCCAGGCACUUCAACAGUGAGUGGAGCAUGAAGGGAAAGCUCUGAAGAGUUGAUCUCUCUGGGUGCAGUAUGGGAUUCAGGAGUAUAGGAAACCUGGAUAGUGUUUUCUAAACUCAGCGGCUCCUAUGGCCUCCAAGGUGUUUUUUUUUUUUUUUUAAUUUUUUAAAGAUUUAUAUUUAUUUAUGCAUACAAGAACUGGGAUAUAGGUGGGUGAGGGGAUUUACCAGAGACAGUGGGAAUCAGAACAGGCAGAUUUUACUGAAAUACACUGCUAAGGGGAGCAGUAGGCGAGACAGGAAGGUCUGCUGUGCCAUGUGGGUCAGCUCCCUGCCUGGAAUUGAACACAUGCUGCAGUGGCUGGCGAUAGCUUCAUAGCGCUGAGACAGUGCUGCACCAUCGGAAGGGCCCAUGGUGGUGGUGAUGGUGGUGUUUUGUUUGUUUUAAAAAAUAGGUUUUCAGGUCCCUUCCCAGGAGGUUCUAAUUCAACAGCUUUGGGGACCCAGGUGAUUUUUUCUUUUUUUUUUAAGAUUGAUUUAUUUAUGCACACAAGAGCUGGGAUACAGGUCAGAGAUGCCAGGGGUGAGAGGAUUCACCAGAGACACAGAGUGGGGAACAGAACAGGCAGAUUGACUGAAGUACACUGCUGAGAGGAGCAGUGGGCGAGUCAGGAGAGGUCUGCUGUGCCAUGUGGAUUGCUCCCUGGCUGGCUGGGGAUCGAACUCGUGCUACAGAUUGCCUCGUAGUGCGGUGCUUAACCCCUUGCACCACCAAAGAGGCCCCCAGGUGAUUCUUUACACAGUCAUAAUAUCCACCAUUUAUUAAGGGUUUACUAUAUUCCAGACAGUACUCAGGGCUUUUCUGCACUAAAUGUACUGAAUACAGGUUUAGGCUUUCUAUAUGCACCAGGACCUCUUUAUAGUUUCAGGGACCUGGGAUCAAAUCUUGACCCCGUUACUUACUAGUGUGUUAAUUCGGACAGAUUAUGUAACUUUCUGGAUCUAGUCAUUUGUGAGGCGGUGGGUAGUAAAUUAGGUGGCCUCCCCGUUCGUGAGAAAACAAAACAAUCAGGAGGUGGCUGUUACCUUCCUCGUCAUUAUCUGCACGCAGCAUUGAGUUCUUCACCCAAUUAUCACAGUCCAGCGUCAGGGACCCAGGACCAGAGUCCCAGGGCGGAGGGUGCUCUUGGUUCCCCCCUGCCGUUCUCUCCCGUCGGCUGUAACGCGCCCGCCCUAACGCCACGGCAGCUCGAAUUUGCGCCUGCGUCCAGGUCACACUUGCUGCGCCUGCGCAAGCUGCGCAGUCUUGGGUAACAGUGUCGUCAAGGAAAAUCCCCAGCUUCUAGGUAAACAAGUUGCCGCGUGAGACCGCCGGCACGUGUACCCUACAGCUCCGAGCCCCCAGCCUAUGAGAAAGUUUGGAGGGCUGGACCGGCAUUUGCUUCACGGAUGUAGGCCGGUCGGCGGAUGUUCCCACAGCCAAUGAGAAC
Talpa occidentalis (Iberian mole) is the source of this 4180-nucleotide messenger RNA. RefSeq names its product vesicle associated membrane protein 2 (gene VAMP2). NCBI's taxonomy places the organism in Eukaryota, Metazoa, Chordata, Mammalia, Eulipotyphla, Talpidae. Gene Ontology annotation, cellular component: SNARE complex; plasma membrane. Gene Ontology annotation, biological process: vesicle-mediated transport; vesicle fusion; SNARE complex assembly. The record is from RefSeq and is a predicted model, not a curated record. The transcript is spliced from 5 exons. Bases 100 to 450 code for a protein of 116 amino acids. Gene Ontology annotation, molecular function: syntaxin-1 binding; SNAP receptor activity.